GUGAAUGUAACACCAUACUCAGUUGGCUUCAGUCCCACUUUAUUGUUUCACAUCUGGUGUGUUUUGACAGGAACAUGGUCACACUGUAGUUUGAUAGACGCCGCCAGGUGCGUCCGACACACCGGAGAGAUGAGUCGCUUUCUGAACGUCCUGCGGAGCUGGCUGGUGAUGGUGUCCGUCAUCGCGAUGGGAAACACGGUGCAGAGUUUCAGAGACCACAGCUUCCUGUCCGAGAAGCUCUACACAGGAACGCCGGAGUUUGUGAACGGUCUCCAAGCUCGAACAUUUGGCAUCUGGACGUUGCUGUCGUCGAUCAUCCGCUGUGCGUGUGCCAUCGACAUCCAGAAUAGAACGUUAUAUCACAUCACCUUAUGGACGUUUGUGCUGGCGUUGGGUCACUUUCUGUCCGAAGCCUUCCUCUACAAAACUGCACCGCUGACCAUCGGAGUCAUGGCACCUCUCAUCGUGGCAAGUUUCUCUGUCAUAGCGAUGCUCAUUGGAUUCCAGUGUUUGCCAGAAACACAGGAGGAAGUCGGAGCUCGACAGAAGAAACGUAACUGAAUCCCAGCAGUUCCCCUCGUAGACUGAAUCCACCACCUUCAGAUCCUCGUGGACCGAUCCUCGUGUGCUGCUUCUUGCCUUGAAGAAAAGGCAAUCCCUUAUUUUGUACCGUGACAUUUUAAAUUACACGAUGAAGUCUUCAUUUUACAGUUGGCUGUGCGAUCAGAAUGGUUUUACACAACAGAGGGUAACGUGUGCUGGUUUUGUUGUCGAAUUAGCGACACAUGUGGGCUUCCUUUUCUUCAUUUUGCAGCAUCUUAACAGCCAGAAAUUCUUUUUUUUAGCCUGAGUGUGGCGUUGCUAAAUGAAAUGACAACAAUCCAGAGUUCCUUUUUUUUCAGGAUGCUGUUUGUUUUAUUUCACCAGACUUCUACUUUCCAGAAUCCAGAUUUUUACCAAAGAACACUUCAUGACUACACAGUAAAAAAACAAACGACGCCCUUCAUUAUAAACCAUCACAAACAUGUGUCGCAGCAGUUAGUCUUGAUGUUUGCUGGAGGGAAUUUAUGCACGUUGUUCAUAUGAAGCCUUUUUAAAGAUAAUGUUUUCUAUCAAAGUAAUGAGAGUGUGGUAUGUAUUUUUAAAAUCCAUCAAUGAAAACAUGUUUGAGGUGUGAAGACGUCUGUUUCCAAGGGUGUAAUUGUGUUUUUGCAUUUUUGGUAAAACCUUUAAUUCCCUA
Molecule: messenger RNA, 1240 nt
Organism: Stegastes partitus (bicolor damselfish)
Lineage: Eukaryota; Metazoa; Chordata; Actinopteri; Pomacentridae
Gene: erg28
Product: ergosterol biosynthesis 28 homolog
Exons: 5
Coding region: 130-561 (143 amino acids)
Cellular component (GO): endoplasmic reticulum; membrane
Molecular function (GO): protein-macromolecule adaptor activity
Source: RefSeq, a predicted model, not a curated record